CCUAGUUUCAGUUCUUCUUGAUAUCUAAAGUAUACGGUCAUCAUGGCGUUCAUCGUAUUGUUGUUAAUUUCAUCUUGUUUAAUUCACAAUGUGUUCACUAAGGACAAACCAGACUGUAACCUUGAGCGUGCAGAACUAGAGCGUUAUGUCGAGAACCUCGUGGAAACGAAACUGGGGGAGAAAGCCGCGUCACGUGACAAGGAGAUGGCAAUUCUGAAAGAACGCUUACAACAUGCUGAACGCCGCUAUCAGGAGCAACGUUCAAUUAUAGAAGCCUUGUCCAAGGACAAAAUGCCGCCCAUGUCUCCUUCAAAACGAAAUUUAUUUCCAGAUGCUGGUUCCCCAAUCGGUUUCAUGGCAUGCGUGAGCCCACCAGAUCUCGUCAAUUUAGGCGACAAACAUAUCAUUCUCUUCGACAAGGUGAUCACCAACACUGGCGGGGCUUAUCAUGGCCACACCGGGAUAUUUAUAGCUCCAACAAAAGGUCUAUAUGAAUUCUAUCUGACGGCAAUGUCCAUGCCUGGUAAACACCAGUACUUGUCGUUUGUUAAGGAUGGUACCGUUAUAAGCUACUUGUAUCCAGAUGCGUAUAGCUCAUCAGCAUCCGUAGAAACUGCCGGGAACCAGUGGGUCGUUGAGUUGGAUCAAGGCUCUGAGGUGUGGAUACAAACUUACGUAGCUGGUGAAAUUCAUGGAAACUGUUUUACGACCUUUUCAGGCUUUCUAAUAAGUGAAAUGGAAUGAUUGUAUUGGAAUUUAAGCAGGAAAUAAA
Ruditapes philippinarum (Manila clam) is the source of this 772-nucleotide messenger RNA. RefSeq names its product complement C1q-like protein 4. The record is from RefSeq and is a predicted model, not a curated record. Gene Ontology annotation, molecular function: protein binding. The transcript is spliced from 3 exons. NCBI's taxonomy places the organism in Eukaryota, Metazoa, Mollusca, Bivalvia, Venerida, Veneridae. The coding region runs from base 43 to 744 and encodes 233 amino acids.